This is a messenger RNA of Aspergillus sclerotioniger CBS 115572, 1386 nucleotides long. RefSeq names its product Spo7-like protein. Gene Ontology annotation, molecular function: phosphoprotein phosphatase activity; protein phosphatase regulator activity. The record is from RefSeq and is a predicted model, not a curated record. Lineage: Eukaryota; Fungi; Ascomycota; Eurotiomycetes; Eurotiales; Aspergillaceae. Gene Ontology annotation, biological process: nuclear envelope organization. Gene Ontology annotation, cellular component: Nem1-Spo7 phosphatase complex. The coding region runs from base 1 to 1386 and encodes 461 amino acids. The transcript has a single exon.
AUGGCUUCAGCAAGCCUAGACCAGCUGGUCAAGGGAUCUCCAGCUCCCAGCGGUCGCCUUGCCUCGUCUACAACCUCGUCGUCCGAAUCGCUGGCGCCUCCGUUCCAAACCUAUUCUCCAUCGUCCGAUCUCUCUUCCCCGCCUCGGUCGUCGACGCCCGAUCCACUGUCGACUCUCCCCUCUUCUCCACCCCAAAUCUACCUGAACCUUCUCAUCCUCGAGAGCUCGCUGCGAGCCCAGUAUCUGGCUUUGCGGGAACGCCGACGACAGAAUACGUUUUUUCUUCUCUUGCUUGCCGCCUGGAUCGCCUACUUUGCCUACGCGCUCUUUCUCCGCCCGCGCGAAGAUGGCCGCGGCGUCGGUGGUUCGGUCUACUGGGUGGUUGAGAUGGGAGAAAAGGUCGCUCUGAUGGGCGGCGUGGUCACUGCGCUACUGGUCUGGGGAACAGGGCAAUGGGAACGUGGAGUCCGUUGGCCGCGGCGCUGGCUCGCCGUGGCCAACCGCGGCCUCCGCACGAUGAACACCAAGAUCGUGGUCAUCCGAGGUCCCUGGUGGCAGGAACUUUUCUCCUACCUCUCCUUCUUAUUUCCCUUCUCUGCACCCUUUUUCCCGUCACCAGUAGGAGAUUUCCACUACGUGGAGCGUCCCGUGGCCGAGAAACGCGGUAGUCGGCAGCACUACCAGCAGUACUACAACCACGACACGGAAUCGGGUCUUGUCCAGGAGGAUCUCAGUCCAGGAGGCGACUACAUUCGGCUUCUUCUACUGCCCAAGUCUUUUUCGCCGGAGUUCCGAGAGAACUGGGACGAAUACCGCAGCGAAUUCUGGGAGAAGGAGAAUGAUCGUCGGGCACAAUUGCGUCUGAAACUGCGCCAAAAGGAGCGCCAACUAGCUCAGCAAUUUGGGGGCUGGUUCUGGUGGAUCGGACUUGGUUGGAGGGCGUCGCAACGCCGGCGAGUCGCUGCCGCGGCCAUCAGACCCGCAGACGCCGACAAGGGCCAACAUCGCUCCCACCAUCACCACCAUUCCAGCAUCUCCAAGCAUAUUCACGAGCCCAAGUCUCCCUCUCGCCGAGGUACACGCUCAGAGUCGCAUUCUCGCACUCCAUCCCGCAGCACUACCCCUGUUGACACCGACGAUCGACCGCCGUCCAGAUCGUCCGUGAGUGGCCGUCCCCGUCGCGGAAGCACGAGUCCAGGCACCGAACAACAUAUCCAGCAAGCACGGAAGAAGAGGGGCUCCAAGACAGUCACACGCGGACUAACCCCCUUGACGCAGGCACAGAUUCGAGAGGGCGUACGCACCCCAUCGUUCUCAUCCGACGAUUCCUCCUUCAUGGGCACCCCCAGCGAGAAGGAGAAACCCAAGGAAGACGGCGUUGAAUAG